AUGAUAAGUGAUAUCGAACUUUUAUGUGAACACCUGAUAGAGAAAUACCCUAAACUAGAAGGAGUUGAACCUUAUUGCCCAAGAUUACCUGAGUUUUAUGGUACAUACAAGACACACAAGAAAAUCAAUCCACCCCCACUACGACCAGUAACAUCACAAGUUGACUCACCAGGAGAGAGACUUGGACAUGCUACCAACCACAUCUUGAAACAAGCCCUUCAGUAUGUACCUGUUCACCUCAAAGACUCCACUGAGGCCCGACAGCGACUGCAACAAUGCUCAAUAAACUCCAAUCACAUGCUCAUAACAGCCGAUGUGAAGAGCCUAUACACCAACAUCCCACUGGAACAUGGAGUCAAAGUGGUCUCAGACUUUAUCAAACAUCACAGGGAUAAAAUCGAUAUGCUUGGGAUAGAACACUUUGACUUUGUCACUAUGCUGAAAACCGUGACUCAGUCUGCAUAUUUUAGAUUUGAUGAACAAUACUAUAGACAAACGGAAGGACUAGGGCUGGGAGUAAAACCAGCCCCAACAUUUGCCAUCAUAUACGUAUACUUGACAGUAGAGAAACCAUUACUGGAACAAGAUUUCACAUACAGUGAAGCUGAACCAGGAGAUAGACCAUCAAAUCUCAUGCCUGUGUAUUGCUGGAACAGGUAUGUUGAUGACUGUAUCACUAUAGAGGAAGGAACAGAAAAUGACGUCAGUCAACUCUUUAAGUAUGUUAACACGCUUAACCCGAAAAUUCAGUUCACAUAUGAAGCUAACCCUAAACAAAUAGACUUCUUAGAUCUCACUAUCCACUUGCAAGAGAACUCAGAUAAACCACAAUUCGAACUCUUCAUAAAACCGACAAGUUUGGGCAUAUUCCUCAACUACAACUCUGGACAUCCGAGAAGUACUAUUAUGAAUAGUGCUAGGAACGAGUUGUUAAGAGCAGUGAGAAACGGGUCUACAGACGAAUUCAAACAACGUGGUGUAAAUAAAAUCAAAGACAUGUUACUCUCCAAUUACUCUGUUAUAGAGAGGUUGACGAGGGAAAUAAACAAAGAUAAACCACCUAACCAGACACGACUGAGAAUCACACAGUACCUAAGCCUCCCAUAUGUUAAUGAAUACCACAAACGGAAAGUAUAUCAGAUUCUACGUCAAAAUGAUCUAUUGGACAAAACCAAAGUAUCAUUUUAUCCGGACAAGAAACUGGGAGAGAUUCUUACUAGGUCAGCACUACACCCUACACCAUGUAACAAACAGAGUGCUUCAAAGUGCUAUGAUUGUGAUGAUCUAUGUAUGCAGAAGAACAUAGCGUACAAACUGACAUGCAAUAUCUGCAAUGCAAAGUACUGUGGUGAAACAGGCAGGUUCAAACGCAACAGAUGCUGGGAACACCUAAAAUCUGUAAGGAAUAAAAAUAACAAGACGGCCAUGGGGAAACAUUAUCUCAUGUCACACCCUGAAAUAAAAGAAAUUCCUAUCGAACCAUUUAAAUUUGAAGUCCUCAAAGUAUGUAAGGAUUAUGCAGACCGAAUGAUCUGGCAAUCACUGUAUAUCAAGCAGUUACUUCCUAAAAUAAACACUCAGCUCUCACCUGAAGCAGACUCGUGGCAAAAGACCACAUGGGCUAUUAUGUAA
This is a messenger RNA of Bolinopsis microptera, 1632 nucleotides long. RefSeq lists its product as uncharacterized. The transcript has a single exon. Lineage: Eukaryota; Metazoa; Ctenophora; Tentaculata; Lobata; Bolinopsidae. The record is from RefSeq and is a predicted model, not a curated record. The coding region runs from base 1 to 1632 and encodes 543 amino acids.